CGAUGAAGGGACGGGGCUGUGUUGAUGUAUGUAUAUAACGGGUGAGAGAGAGAGAGAGUCAUGAUUCCAUACUCGUCAUGAUGAAGACUGUGGUGGUGUUGGUAGCCUGUGUGCUGGGCAUGGCAGUUGCCCGUCCAGACCUUCAUACUCACCUUUAUGGAGCACAGGUGUUGCGGGUGGUGCCGGAGGAGGCAGCCCAAGUAUAUUACCUCAAAGGUCUUCAGCUGCAAAACUACUUUGACUUCUGGACGGAGCCUCGAGCCAUCGGCUCACCCGUGGACAUCAUGACGACAGCCUUCCAGUUACCAUUGCUGAAACACACACUCACUCACGUCGGCCUCGAGUUCAGAACUAUGAUUAGCAACGUGGGAGAACUGGUGGCCCAGCAGAAGGCAGCCAGGGAGGGUGCUCGUGCCAGUGGACCUCUUUCCUUGGAUUGGACCUCUUACUAUGAUUAUGAGGAAAUAAUGGCAUGGUUGGACACCCUGGCUACCGAGUAUCCGGAACUCUGCACCGUGGAAGAAGUAGGGAACAGCUACGAAGAUCGUGUCAUGAAGCUGCUUAAACUAGGGAAAGGUGGCGCUGACAAGCCUAUCAUUUUCAUCGACGGAGGCAUCCACGCCCGAGAAUGGAUUGCGCCGGCCACUGUGACCUACAUAGUGAACGAGCUGGUGACACAUAGUGACACCUACGAUGACCUUCUCUCUAAUGUCAACUUCUACGUCAUGCCUGUCAUCAACCCUGACGGAUAUGCUUACACCUUUACUGAUGACCGUUUAUGGCGUAAGACUCGAUCUCCGACGAAUUCAGUUUUGGGUUGCCGAGGUGCCGACCCCAAUAGGAACUGGAGCUUCCACUGGAAUGAGGUGGGUGCUUCGGACAGUCCUUGUUCUGACAUCUAUGCGGGUCCCGAACCCUUCUCUGAGGUGGAGAUGAGAAACGUGCGUGACCAGAUCAACAAGUACGCAGACAAUAUCAAAUCUUACCUCACCUUCCACUCAUACUCCCAGCUGUGGAUGUACCCCUGGGGCUACACCUCCGACCUCCCAGAAGAUUGGCAGGACCUG
This is a messenger RNA of Cherax quadricarinatus, 1067 nucleotides long. RefSeq names its product carboxypeptidase B. Gene Ontology annotation, biological process: proteolysis. Gene Ontology annotation, molecular function: metallocarboxypeptidase activity; zinc ion binding. The record is from RefSeq and is a predicted model, not a curated record. NCBI's taxonomy places the organism in Eukaryota, Metazoa, Arthropoda, Malacostraca, Decapoda, Parastacidae.